Molecule: messenger RNA, 474 nt
Organism: Anisakis simplex (herring worm)
Lineage: Eukaryota; Metazoa; Nematoda; Chromadorea; Rhabditida; Anisakidae
Source: the annotation of a GenBank genome assembly
AUGCUUUCGGCAGCUUUACGACGCUCGGUUCCGUUGAGUGCCAGAAUCCUGAGAACUUCGUUGAUUCAACGUUGUGCAGGAGCCACAUCGGCGGCAGUCACCGGUUCAGCACCACCGCAAUUCGAUCCGGUUGCUGCUCAGAAAGGCUUCAAGCCGUUGCAUAGUCAUGCGACAAUGUUCAAAAUAGAACGUUAUUUUGCGGCCGCAAUGGUUCCCUUACUACCAGCAGCGUAUUUCGUUCAUGGACCUGAAAUGGACUUGGUUCUAUCGUUGGCGUUGGCACUUCACGUUCAUUGGGGUAUCUGGGGCAUUGUAAAUGACUACGGUCGUCCAUUCGUGCUAGGAGAUACACUGGCUGCAGCCGUACGUGUUGGAGCAUACGUGUUCUCGGCGUGUCUUCUGGCCGGACUACUCUAUUUCAACCAACACGACGUCGGAUUGACGCGAGCAUUCGAAAUGGUUUGGGAGUUGUAA